AUGCAACUACUCUACGGAAUUAUCUUCGCCAGCGUGUUGGGUACCGCGGCAGCUUCCGAAAUGCAUGGAACUGAAGAGCCGCAUCCCGUAUCGAAACGUGCAAGCUGCGAGGCACGCAAUGUCUUUUUCCACUUUAACGACUCUUCAAUCGGGGUCAUGCCCUCGUGUUCGUGGAAUGUGAUCAAUCUUGGCGCUCUGAGCAUCUCGCGAGACGGACUGUCAAGCCCUUUGUCUACGAGACAGAGCGGCAAUUGCACUGACGGGCCUGUGACGAACUACACUGUGGCCGCUGGAGACACUAUCGAGAUGAUCGCAGCUACAUUCGACAGCGGCGUGUGUGACAUUGCUGCCGCAAGCGAUAUCGACAACUCGAACUUCAUCGUCGCAGGCCAGGUCCUGACUGUCCCAACCGACCUCUGCGAUCCAGACAAUGAGAGCUGCGUCAAACCACCGGGGUCUAGACCAUGCAUUGAGGCUGGCGACACGUUCUUCAUCGUUGGCCAGGAGUACAAUGUUACGGUGGAUGCAAUCCGGGCUGCGAAUCCAUGCCUCGACCCCGCCACGUUGGAGAUCGGACAAGAGAUCGGCAUCCCAAUUUGUCCGGAUUGUGACUCUACGUGCAAUGAAUAA
Diaporthe batatas is the source of this 630-nucleotide messenger RNA. RefSeq lists its product as uncharacterized. The coding region runs from base 1 to 630 and encodes 209 amino acids. The transcript has 2 exons. The record is from RefSeq and is a predicted model, not a curated record. Lineage: Eukaryota; Fungi; Ascomycota; Sordariomycetes; Diaporthales; Diaporthaceae.